Messenger RNA from Marmota monax (woodchuck), 4446 nucleotides. It is a transcript of the gene Npffr1, whose product is annotated as neuropeptide FF receptor 1. The transcript is spliced from 5 exons. Gene Ontology annotation, molecular function: peptide binding; neuropeptide receptor activity. NCBI's taxonomy places the organism in Eukaryota, Metazoa, Chordata, Mammalia, Rodentia, Sciuridae. Gene Ontology annotation, cellular component: membrane. The record is from RefSeq and is a predicted model, not a curated record. The coding region runs from base 1 to 1425 and encodes 474 amino acids. Gene Ontology annotation, biological process: G protein-coupled receptor signaling pathway.
AUGGCUGCAGCUUACAUGAGGGAUCCCGACAGAGACCUGCAGAAGAACCCUCCUGAUGUCAAGCCAAGCCCUGAUGGUGCCAGCUCAUUGUCCCUGCUCUCCCAGCCUGACUCCUCUGCUCCUUUGGUCCUAGGGGAGCCCUCCCAACCUCCCAAUGGCAGCUGGCCCCAAAGUCAGAAUGGGAGUGAAGCUGAGGUCACCCCGGCUGCCAUCCUCACCUUCUCCUCCUACUACCAGCACUCUUCACCGGUGGCCGCCAUGUUCAUCGUGGCCUACGUGCUCAUCUUCCUCCUCUGCAUGGUGGGCAACGCCCUGGUCUGCUUCAUUGUGCUCAAGAACAGGCACAUGCGCACCGUCACCAACAUGUUCAUCCUCAACCUGGCCGUCAGCGACCUGCUGGUGGGCAUCUUCUGCAUGCCCACCACCCUUGUGGACAACCUCAUCACGGGAUGGCCCUUCGACAACGCCACAUGCAAGAUGAGCGGCUUGGUGCAGGGCAUGUCUGUGUCGGCUUCCGUUUUCACGCUGGUGGCCAUCGCUGUGGAAAGGUUCCGCUGCAUCGUGCAUCCUUUCCGCGAGAAGCUGACCCUGCGGAAGGCGCUGGUGACCAUCGUGGUCAUCUGGGCCCUGGCGUUGCUCAUCAUGUGUCCCUCGGCCGUCACGCUCACCGUCACGCGCGAGGAGCACCACUUCAUGGUGGACGCCCGCAACCGCUCCUACCCGCUCUACUCGUGCUGGGAGGCCUGGCCGGAGAAGGGCAUGCGCAAGGUCUACACCGCGGUGCUCUUCGCGCACAUCUACCUGGCGCCGCUGGCGCUCAUCGUGGUCAUGUACGCCCGCAUCGCCCGCAAGCUCUGCAAGGCGUCGGGCCCGGCCCGGGACAACGCGGAGGUGGCGGCCGAGGGCGGGCGCGCGUCACGGCGCAAGGCCCGGGUGGUGCACAUGCUGGUCAUGGUGGCGCUGUUCUUCACGCUGUCCUGGCUGCCGCUCUGGGCGCUGCUGCUGCUCAUCGACUACGGGCAGCUCAGCGAGCCGCAGCUGCACCUGCUGUCGGUCUACGCCUUCCCCUUCGCGCACUGGCUGGCCUUCUUCAACAGCAGCGCCAACCCCAUCAUCUACGGCUACUUCAACGAGAACUUCCGCCGCGGCUUCCAGGCCGCCUUCCGCGCCCGGCUCUGCCCUCUGCAGUGGGGCAGCCACCACGGCACCUAUUCGGAGCGGCCCGGCUGGCUCCUGCGCAGGAGGGUCUUGAUGGAGGUGCAGCCCAGCGACUCGGGCCUGCCGUCGGAGUCGGGCGCCAGCAGUGGGGCCCCCAGGCCUGGCCGCCCACCGCUGCGGAAUGGGCGGGUCGCCCACCAGGGCUUACCCGAGGAGGGGCCUGGCUGCUCCCACCUGCCCCUCACCGUACCAGCAUGGAACAUCUGAGAUGGUCCAGAAAGGGCAGGCCCCUGCCUGUGGCCCCAACUGCACCUGCGAUACCUGGACACUUACUUGGCAGCUUGGGGUGGAGUUAGAAGAUGCCAAAAUGCCUGCUGCUCGCUGCUGGCGAUGUCCUCUCCCCUCAGAUGGCACGGAGGAGGGAGAAACCUACUCUCCCCAAACGCUUCCUAUGGGGUAGAUUUGACAACCAUCAUCUCAUUGAAUUCCCACAACGCUUUGGAAGUGGGCUUUCUUAAGCACCUUCUCUUCAACAGAUGAAGAAACAGAGGCCCAGAGAGUAGAGGUGUCUAGCCCAAGGUCGCUCAACUGGAAAUCUCACUUGGACCUGCCAGGCUCCAGUGCCUGAAUGGUUUUGCCGUCUCCAGCUGUCUCCAUAAGGGAAGCACAGGGAAACUGUAAAUCCUAACCAACUAGGCAGCUGGGAAGAGACAGGAAGCAAGCCAGCAGAGCUUUGAUGCUCAGAACCCUGUCAUUCAGUCUGUAUGUUCUGUUGCUCAGGCUGCUUCUUUGGGUCUUUUGCUGGGAGACCAUGGUGUGCCUCACCUGCCAGCUCCAAUGUGUUGUUUUGUCUUGUUCCAAGAAGUGUCCAGGGCCAUUGUCUUUCAGGAUGUCGCCCUGGGGAGCCUGCUUGUUACAGGGCAUUUGAGACCUGAGCCUACAGAAGGGAGGAAGAGUCCAUCUCCCACCCCCAUCUCCCAGAGCCCGGCAGACCCCAGUGCAGGGGCUGGGAAGCCAGGUGGAGGUGUGUUUAUUUACUACUGGACAAAGGGGAAGGGAGAGCACUGUUCCUGCUGUCCACCUUUGGAAACCCAUGUGGAGGCCUUUCCUCACUCAUCCUGGGAUAUAGACGCUGGCCAGCUGACUGCAGCUGGGCUCUCCUGGGGGACUCCUGAACCCCUCCCUACAUGGAUGACCCAUGUACCUCAAACAGUGGGAACCAGGAGAUCCUCUGUUCUCUUCAGCUCUCAACCAGUGCGCCUGCGCCACUUCAAGAGUGCGCCUUCUCUCCAGCAGGUGGGAGGAACUAGGUUGCCUCAGGCGCACCUGCAAAAAAUCUGCAGUUGACCGGACAUUUUUCCCCCUCAAUCCAUUACUGCUUUUGCUAAAAACUGAGUGAAUGAAAAGGAAACAUUUCCCGAGGUCAGGGCUCUCUCUGAUUGUUUCCUUAAUAACACACAAUGACUUAACCCUGUUUAUUCCAUUCUAAGCACUGGGAACAGGGACAGAAGAAAAUGCCAAGUAGUUGUACUUUUCUAAACAGGUCCCCAAACACUGACUGUGUUAUUUCAUUCACACAAACAAGGUUGGUGAUACUGGUAUUGACAUUUUUAAAGUGAGCCCUUAAGGACCAAGGAGCAGGGUUUGUGUGAGGACACGUCUUCUGACUGUUCUUCCUAUACAGUCUCCUGCCUUUUAGGGAAGGUCAUGGGCAUGGCAGGAAGGAGAGCUGGAAAUUCCCCCAAAGACUUCCUGUCUAAUAGUGAAACAGAAAGCCCACGGAGUAGAAUCCUGGUGCCCAAGAUCUUGGGCUGGGAAAUGAAUCUAUUGUGUUUGCUCUUGUAAUUUCCGGCCUGACUUGUUCUGUGUAUAAGAUCUAUGACCCAUGUGUUGAGCAAGCUGCUGAGAUCCCUUAUGACCCUGUCCCGUUCCAAAAGUCUGGGAAUGAUGGAAGGGGGUCUUGCCCCUCAGUGGCCUUAGCUGGUGCCUUGCAUGAUCUUCACUUUUUGUGCCAUAUCUGUGUCCUGAAACACAUACACCUGGGAGUUGGUGGCUGUUUAUGUGAAGAAUUCUGACGCCAGGCUCUAAAAAUAGACUAAACAAAGGGCCAUCUCAAACCCCAAUUGGCUGUGCCUGUGGCUUUCUGGGAGCUGUUUGCAGACACUGCUCCAGGGUGUGCUUCCUUUAGUACGGCCUCCUCCAGUGCAAAAACAUAGCCAUUAUGUGUAUUUCUCUCUCAGAUGUGUGUAUGAGAGAGACAGGGACAGAGGAAGAGAUGGAAGGGGAGAGAGAGAGAGAGAGAGAGAGAGAGAGAGGAAGAGGGAGACAGAAACCAAGGCACUCACAAAAACCAACCAUCCUACCAUGGUCCCUUCUCUUUAUUUCCCCUAAAGAUGCCAUGUUUUGAGAGGUGGUGACUGCCAGCAAAAGAAAACAAAAUUCCUGCACAGAGCGUUCACAAUCCAUAUAUUUUGUUGUAUUUUUUAUUUAAAACUAUCAGAGGCUGCCCAUCCAGAGACUGGAUCUGAAGGAUGACACAACCUGACGCUUUGGUGAAGCCCUGGGGCCUUGUGAGUGAUGGGGAACUGGUUUGUUUCUUUGUGAAUGUGGUGAAAUAUACACCACAUAAAUCUUGCCAGUUUAGCCAUUUUUAAGGGUACAGUUCAGCAGCCUUAGGUACAUCCCCGCUGCCAUAUAACUAUACCACUACCAUGUCCAAAAUUCAGCCUCCCUCCUCAGUACCCAUGAAGCAACUCCCCACUCCCCUUCCUCCAGCCCCUAAAAACCCCCAUUCCACUGUCUCUGAAUUUGAUUAUUCCAGGUACCUCAUACCAGUGGACUCCUCCAGUAUUGAUCCUUUUUUGACUGAUUUAUUUCACUCAACAUGUUAUUCUAAGGUUCAUCCAUGUUGUAGCAUGUGUUGGAAUUUCCCUCCUUUUUAAAUUUUUCUUCUUAUUUUGCAGUGCUGGGGAUUGAACCUAGGGCCUCACUCAUGCGAGGCAAGUGCUCUACCACUGAGCCACCUCCUACCCUUCCUUCCUUCCUAGGGCUUCAUAAUCUAUAUUCUACAUUUUGUGGGUCCAUUCACCCAACAAUGACCGCUGGCUGUUUCCACCUUUUGGCUUUGGUGAAUGUAUGGAGCUUUAAGAGAAUGCAAGUACUUCCUAAAAAUAGUGUCUGUGUGAACCCUAAGGACAGAGACCCCCAAGAUCUUUCUCAACUUUGAAUUUAUGUGUGACAGAGAGAAGCUUCCCAACAGCUCUGUGCUCCCAUGGGGCUUUGCUUCUU